AUGGCCCCGGCUCCUUUCUCUUGCACGGUGCAUCCUUUCGAUUCCCGAACCUCUCAUUCCAGCGCUUAUGAAAUCGGCCCAUCUGGAGCAUCAAAUGCCCUCCUCUUCAUUGGAGGUCUCGCCGAUGGACCUCAUACCGUUGGCUACACUAAGGCUAUAGCCAAGCAUCUUGAGACGGCGGCACGGGACUGGUCUGUGUUUGAGAUUCGGAUGAGGAGCUCCUUUUCUGGCUACGGCUUCUCAAGCUUGAAGAACGACGUUGAGGACAUCUCGGCUCUGGUGAGGUAUCUCCGAGGUAUCGGAAAGAAGAAGAUCGUCCUGAUGGGCCACUCAACUGGAUGUCAGGACUGUAUGGAGUACACAAAGCACAAGGAGGACCCUGUUGAUGGCUUCAUCAUGCAGGGCCCUGCAUCUGACAGGGAGUCUAUUGAGGACUUUGUCAAACCUGACUGGUUGAAGGAGAGCCUAGAGCACGCAGAGAAGCUGAUUUCCGAUGGAAAAGAGGGCGAAGCGAUGCCCAAAGAUCUGGUGCCAAGCUUCUUCUCAACACCCAUGACGGCCUACCGUUGGCAUUCUUUGGCAGCUAAGGGGGGCGAUGAUGAUUACUUUUCGUCCGACCUCGAAGCGUCGUUCGUCUCCGAGGUCUGGAAUCAUUUCCAGCAGCCCGUCAUGGUCCUACACUCUGCAGAAGAUGAGUUCGUGCCAGCCAAGAUCGACAAGCAAGCUCUGAUAGACUCGUGGAGGAAGACAAACUCCAAAGUCAACGAGCUAUCUGGCUUGAUUCCCGGAGCAAGCCACACUGUAAAGAACCCAGAAUCCCAGCAGUGGCUAGCAGAGCGUGUGGCUCAGUUCAUCCAGCAAGUAUGA
Colletotrichum phormii is the source of this 867-nucleotide messenger RNA. RefSeq lists its product as uncharacterized. The transcript is spliced from 3 exons. Bases 1 to 867 code for a protein of 288 amino acids. NCBI's taxonomy places the organism in Eukaryota, Fungi, Ascomycota, Sordariomycetes, Glomerellales, Glomerellaceae. The record is from RefSeq and is a predicted model, not a curated record.